Messenger RNA from Lasiodiplodia theobromae, 1425 nucleotides. RefSeq names its product Glycosyl transferase. The record is from RefSeq and is a predicted model, not a curated record. Bases 1 to 1425 code for a protein of 474 amino acids. Lineage: Eukaryota; Fungi; Ascomycota; Dothideomycetes; Botryosphaeriales; Botryosphaeriaceae. The transcript is spliced from 4 exons.
AUGGCGACCAUGUCAAAUGAAAACGACCCUCCCGCCUUGGUGGCUGAGCAGCCGCAGAAGGAAGAUGCUGACCUGACCAGCACCGAAGUUGUUGUCUAUGAAGAGCCCUCUCUCGAGCUCACUGAAUUCGAUACCACGCCGGAUGUCGCGAAGGCCUACACUGACAUCGACGGAAAUCUUGCCACGGUGACCGAUCUUCUUGCAGAAGCUAUCCUCGGUGGUGGAUCCUUCACUGGCGAUGAGAUCAAGGAAAUGCUCGACCUCAUUCGCAGUCAGUCUGUCGAGUUCUUCGAAUUGGCAAUGGAUGCCAAAGAGCACACCGACAACGUUAUCCACGAUAUCCAGCAGCGCGCUCGUCAGUACAUGCAGCAACAAGCCAUGUACAUCGCGAGUCGAGAGCAGCAGCUCGGUCAGACGAUUACCGUUCAGCAUAGCACUAUCCGUAAUCUGCAACAGCAAUUCUCCCAGGUCGUUCUGCAGAACGGUCUUCUGCGCGGCGAGAAUUGCGGCUUGAACAACCACAACUACGUACUUCGUGAGAAGCUCACAAACGUCGAGAGCUUCGCUACAAACCUACAGAACCAGAUGCAAUUGAUGCAAAAGAACCAUUGUGAGGAGUAUGAGAAGACCAAGAGCUCCAAUGCAGCCCUGAAGAACGAAAUGAAGGUGCUGCAAGAGCAGCUUCGUAAGGCAUCAUCGACGGACUCCAAUGCAAACCUGCAGGGCCAGAAGCACUUGUUACAAGAGCAGCACAAGCGCGAGCUUGAUGAUCUUCAUGAGAAGCUCAACAAGGAGAAAAAGGCGUUUGAGCUUGCGAAGAAAGACUUUGCGGGUCACAAGAAGAAUUUCGAGGGUGCGAGGAAGGAAUACAGGCAGCGUCUGGCUACUGCCGCAAAGACUAUCAGCGACAUCAAGCAGCGCAACGAGAACCUCAAGAAUGAUGCCGAGCAGGCGGUGGAAGCUGCCACUAAGAACUUUGAUAAGACAUGCUUGGCGCUUGAGGAUGCAAAGAAGCUUCGCAUCGAGAACAAGGCUCUGAAAGAUAAGAUGAAGGAAAAUGAGAGCAACGGUACAGAGCUUGUUAUGUCCAAGCUUCGGGAGAAGGAUGCGUUGAGGAAGCAUAAUGCCUUGAACGACAGGAGCCAGGAGCUCAAGAAGACGCUAGAAGCUAAGUGUGAUGAGGCUAAGAAGCGCGAGAUGGAGGCAAUGGCAAAGCGUGAUGCUACCUUGGCCAGACUUGAGAAGCUCCAGAUGCAGAUGCAGAUGCAGCAGAAGGCGUACGAGGAGCUUAAUGUCAAGUACAACGACGUCCAGAAAGACUCAGAGUACUUCGCUCUUCUGGCUCAGGAGUCGAGCGUGCGCGAACUCGAGGCCCUUGCUGAGCUGAGGCGCCUUUCGCCCAACACGGACGGUGAGGACAAGUAA